AUGAGCGCUCCAUCGCUGCCAAUAUCGAGUGUUCCAGCUUCUUCUAAUGCGCCCGUAUCUUCCUCUACGACAGUAUCAUCACGUUCAAUUACAUCUAAUCAAGUACCAUCCACUUGUUCACCUUGUAGUACUGAUUCUUCACCACCUCAUGACGUUUAUAACGUCGAAGACGUCGUGGGACAAGAGCUGAUUCAAUGGCUUGAAGCAAAUGGAGCUGACUCAAAGAAAUUAACAUUACAGGAAUACGCACCUGAAGUACGUGGUGUACAUAGUCGUAAAGUACUUGUACCAGGAGAACGUAUCCUUGUGAUACCGAAAAAGUGUCUAGUGACAGUUGAAAUGGGUAAACAAACCGAUAUUGGCCGUAAACUCUUGGCUCGUAACGUUGAUUUUGUCGCACCAAAGCACAUUUAUCUCAUGAUGUUUCUUCUAACGGAUAUGGAACACAUGGAAACAUCUUUUUUUCGUAAUUAUUAUAGCACUUUACCCUCUACACUAAGUAACAUGCCAAUCUUUUGGUCCGAAGACGAAAUGAACUGGCUUAAGGGAUCCUAUAUUGUUCAACAGAUUCAAGAACGAAAGGCUGCAAUUCGAAAAGACUAUGACGUUAUUUGUCGAGUGGAUCCAUCAUUUGCUAGGUUCUCCCUCGAUCGCUUUAGCUGGGCACGGAUGAUCGUUUGCAGUCGCAAUUUUGGCUUGACAAUUGACGGCGUCAAGACAGCAGCGCUCGUUCCUUUUGCAGACAUGCUCAAUCACUAUCGUCCGCGUGAAACGAGUUGGACUUUUGAUCAAAGCAUUGACGCUUUUACCAUCACGUCGCUCGGCACGAUUGGCGCAGGCGCACAGGUUUACGACUCGUACGGCAAAAAAUGCAACCACCGCUUCUUGCUAAACUAUGGCUUUGCGGUCGAGGACAACACGGAGGAGGAUGGACGUAACCCGAAUGAGGUGCUCAUUGAUUUCCAGCUUCAACCUGCUGAUGGACAGCUCUACUAUGACAAGCGAGCAUAUCUGCAUGAAAGUGGCAUUUACACGAUGGAUGCGCGUCUUAGCUGCUCGCACUCCGAUGCCAACACACGCGAAGGAUUCAGUUUUGCUCGUUUGAUUGUUGCUACCGAGGAAGAAUUCACCUCGAUGAAGAUGAAAAGCCCGGCGCACUCAUCUCCGCCUAUUUCUUUCGAUAAUGAGAUUCGCGCGCUUCAGUAUUUACGCAACCUCAUGACCCACCAACUAAGUCUGUACGGUACAACUAUUGAAGAGGACAAUAAGCUUCUGGCCUCAAAGAAGUACCCACUGUUUUCCAACCGUAUCCAGGCCUUAUUCUUCAUUCGGGGUGAGAAGCAGGUGUGCCGCUACUUUCAGGAGCUUGCCGACAAGGUUAUCCCGCUAUUCAGUUUGCCGCUGGCAGAGUGUCGCGAGGAGUUGCAGCGCAGCUUUGAUGGCGACGGCGAUGCCGAUCGUUAUGCGCAAGAUGUGAUUGCCUAUUUAGUUACACAAGUUUAUCGCGAAAGCUAG
This is a messenger RNA of Peronospora belbahrii, 1515 nucleotides long. The record is from the annotation of a GenBank genome assembly. NCBI's taxonomy places the organism in Eukaryota, Oomycota, Peronosporomycetes, Peronosporales, Peronosporaceae.